Brassica rapa (field mustard) is the source of this 1724-nucleotide messenger RNA. RefSeq names its product putative thioredoxin H10. NCBI's taxonomy places the organism in Eukaryota, Viridiplantae, Streptophyta, Magnoliopsida, Brassicales, Brassicaceae. The record is from RefSeq and is a predicted model, not a curated record.
CAAGACCACCUGUAUCAUCAAGAAGAUAUAGUUUUCCAUCAAAGAACCCAAAGAAAAAAACGUUUUCAUUUUGAUUUUAUCCAAUGUUCUUGUGAUUUGACUCCCUCCUUUUCUGAAUUCUUCAUGUUUCUCUUUGAAUCUUCCACAGAAAAAUUCAUAUUGUGUCCUUGCAUCUCCUCCCUUUAGAAUGAAACUGUUCUGAAUACAAGAACACAAAUCAUUAAAAGCUGGAAGAAGGGAGUGAAUGUUGAGCCAAUGAGAAGCAAAUCUUGAUUUGAUUGUGUAAAAAGUUGAUGGGAAACCGCUGUGCAAGAACUCCUUGUUGUAGAAAGUUAUGGUCAUGUAUAUGCUGCAGCAGCAACAAGGACGAGGCUCAAGCCAGAAGCCAACAUGGGCCCAAAGGAAAGGUCCAUCCGGUAACCAAAAUCGAGAAAUGGGAAGAAAAGAUCACAGAAGCUAACAACAAUGGCAUGAUUCUUGUGGUGUACUUCAGCGCACCGUGGUGUGUACCGUGUAAAAAGAUAGAACCAGUAUUCAAAAAACUUGCUUCUAUAUACCCUUCAAUGAUAUUUGUAACCAUUGAUGUCGAAGAACUUGCUGAGUUUAGUGAUGAAUGGAAUGUAGAAGCUACACCAACUAUAGUGUUCCUUAAAGAUGGGAGACAAAUGGAUAAGCUUGUUGGUGCUGAAACCUCAGAGCUUCAGAAGAAAACAGCUGCUGCUGCUGAUCUCUUACUCAAAAAACCAUAAAAUCUUAACCAACAGAAGAGAAACAGAGUUAGGUUUUCUUCCGUUGUCUGUCACAAAUUUGUUCAGAGGAAGUGAUUUCAAGAAGUUACUUGCGGAUGAAGUAAGUGUCAUGAGAUUUUUUUUUUAAUCCUUCAAGAUCUUCAUUUGGUAAGAUUAUGUUCUUUUUAACGUUGUUUCAGACAAAACAUGGAGAUGAUGGAGAAGCGUUUGGUGAGGAAGGUUUAUAUAGCAGCCAUGUCUUCUUUAGUUUUCAUUUGUGAAAAUGCAUUUGUUUCUCUUUUUUAUAUAUUCUCAAAUGGUUAUAAUAUUCCCAACAGUAAAAGAAAAUCUUCUAGUACAUAUUUGUUUAAAAUUCUUCAUUGAUUUUUAGACGUGAAUUAUGUUCUAUUUGAAAACCUGAACAAAGUGUCAAACACGGUAGUAGAAUGAAAGAUUUUUCCAUCGAAAUGUGUUGCUAGUGCUACUAGUCACAGAUUAAACGUCGUUAGAAAGAGUUUAGCGUAUUAUUGAAGCUCAAAAUGGAUCGGUCAUCAACACUAUUCUUUAUGUUGGCAAAUUACAAAGAUGCACGUUGAAUUAUUUUUAAGUUUAUAAAUAAACAAUUUUCUUUUUGUAAAGAAAGAUCCAAUCUAUUAUAAAUACAAAAAAUAUAAAGACAAUAAUAAAGUUGCUGUUUAUUGGCGAUCUCCAAAGUUGACUUUUCAGAACCAGUCGUUAAGAAUUAGGAACUGGACCAAAACUUUUGUCUCUCCAUCAAUGCAACUCUCAGAUCUUAAUUUUUCAUAAGUAAAAGAAAUAAAUAAAUAAACAAGUACAAGUCUGUUGAACUAUCAUCACCUUGACCAUUAUACAAUUUGAUUUUUUUUAUUCUAGUUCAUGUGCCUGAUCUGAUUCAUAUAGUAAUAAUAUCUCCUUGCUUGCUUGAAAGAUCAUCAUCAACAGAAGAAGGCUUUGUACCCUGAAGAGAAAAAAAAA